Molecule: messenger RNA, 1665 nt
Organism: Thermothelomyces thermophilus ATCC 42464
Lineage: Eukaryota; Fungi; Ascomycota; Sordariomycetes; Sordariales; Chaetomiaceae
Exons: 3
Coding region: 149-1318 (389 amino acids)
Biological process (GO): DNA-templated DNA replication; DNA repair
Cellular component (GO): nucleus; Ctf18 RFC-like complex; DNA replication factor C complex
Molecular function (GO): DNA binding; DNA clamp loader activity; ATP hydrolysis activity
Source: RefSeq, a predicted model, not a curated record
CACUGGGCACCUGCGCCGAAGCCCAGGCGUCUACGGACGUACACUCCAAACCGUCAGCUACUCUUGAUCGAAAAAAAAAAAAAAAAAUACCACUGCGGUGUCCUUGGCUUUCCUGAUUGCCUCCCGCAAAGCCAUCACCACCGUCAAAAUGGCCGACUUCGACGACGAAAUGGACAUCGACGUCGCACCCUCCAAAGACAUCACAUUUUCCUCCGACAACACAGCCAAGGGGAAGCGCAGCGCCGCCAAUCUCCCGGUCGAGGCCGAAGACAGUCUGCCAUGGGUCGAAAAGUAUCGCCCGGCAACGCUGGCCGACGUGUCUGGCCACCAAGACAUCCUCGCGACUAUCAACAAGUUCGUCGACUCGAACCGACUACCCCAUCUCCUGUUCUACGGCCCGCCCGGCACGGGCAAGACCUCGACCAUCCUCGCCCUCGCACGUCGCAUAUACGGUGCCGAGAACAUGCGCCAAAUGGUGCUCGAGCUCAACGCCUCCGAUGACCGCGGCAUUGAUGUCGUGCGCGAACAGAUCAAGACCUUUGCCUCUACCAAACAGAUCUUUAGCAUGAGCGCGUCGGCCACAAGGUCAGGGAUUGCCAAUUUCAAGCUCAUCAUUCUCGACGAAGCCGACGCCAUGACCAACACGGCCCAGAUGGCUCUCCGUCGAAUCAUGGAGAAGUACACGGCAAACACGCGCUUCUGCAUCAUUGCCAACUACUCCCACAAGCUCAGCCCGGCCCUGCUCUCGAGGUGUACUCGCUUCCGAUUCAGCCCGCUCAAGGAGCAGGAUAUCCGUGGUUUGAUAGACAAGGUCAUCGAGGAGGAGAACGUCAAGAUCAUGCCCGAGGCGACUGAUUCGCUCGUGCGGCUGAGCAAGGGCGACAUGCGCCGCGCAUUAAAUGUGCUGCAGGCGUGCCAUGCGUCAAGUACACCACUCCAACCUCGCGAGGGCCCCAAGAUUGCCGAGAAGGAUAUUGUCCGCGAGACCAUCACAACAGAGACUAUUUACAACUGCGUUGCCGCCCCACCACCAGACGCCAUCAAGAAGAUCCUCAACACGUUACUCAGUACUAGCGAUGUGACCUCAUGUCUUUCCACCAUCAACACCCUAAAGGUGGCCCAGGGCCUGGCACUGGCUGACAUCAUCACCGCGCUUUCGGAAGAGGUGAUGAAAUUGGAGGUGAAGCCACAGGUUAUGAUCACCUGGUUGGACACGCUCGCAGAGAUUGAGCACAGGGUAUCAAGCGGCGCCAACGAAGCGAUACAGACAUCGGCUGUAGUCGGCGCGAUACGAAACGGCGUGGAGCUGAUGGGCUGACGGAAGGUUAUAAACUCCAAAACAACAAACACCGGAGUAAUCUCUCUCAGGGUAUUCUCGUUGAUCGUCUGUAGUGACGCAUGGAGGACCACAGCACAGCGAGAGACUCGAGUUCUGAACACACUUAAGGGUCAAUAAGACCCGAAUCAUAUGACUUCAUGAAGGUUUCAAUCAUGACUGUGCCGCCAAUGAUAAAAUGCUUAGAGGUCUUUCUCUCUGCCUUGUCGCGGUUCUUUAAAGUGUCUGAUAUCAUGACCCUCUAUGACUGCCCUUGUACCAAACUCAAUAAGGUGCUCUAUUCUCCCGCCUUCCAUAAAUUUACUCUUGUCUCCGCUGCUGGUAAUUAC